AUGAUUCUGGAGGUCGCGGUGGCGGUGUGCAGCGAUUCGUUGGAGCGAAGGUCUGAGCACAAGGAGCAGAAGCUGAUGCUAGAGCUGGAGCUCGAAGGACGCACUUCAAGCCCUCUGACUUCAAGCCGCGUCAGCCCGGCUUCCGAAACUGCUUCCGACAUGUCCUACUUCCCUGACACCAGCCACGAGAAUGGAACGUGCAAACCUUGUGUCUUCUUCUUCUCCAACUAUGGAUGUGGUCGGGGAAACAGGUGUGAAUAUUGCCACCGUUGGCAUGAAGAGGUGAGGCAAGUGCGGCGUGUGAGGCAAGUCAGUCGCCUUAGGAUGAAGAAGCGUCUGGCAGCGAUCGCCGGCGGCGACGGCGAUCCUCAUGUUGUCAUGGUAGAACUGCAAGAACUCGCCUCGCAUCAUCCAUACUCGUACGAGCUGGUCCGAUCCAUUCUGAAUCGAUGGGAGCUGCGAGUGGGCUGCGCUCGUCAGGGUGAGAUUCUGGCGGAGCUCAUGGCAGUGCGGAAGACGAGCGCACCCAGCGGUUUCCAGCCCUACCGCGAUCCAAUCCACCCGUCGGGCGAGACGCGCCGCGCGGCCGAUGGCCUGGGGGUGGAAGGUGUCGACAAAGGAAUGUGGAACGUCCUCUACCUGUUCCUGAACCACAAGCAGUUUGAGGACAAUUGCAUCCGCUUCCCAAAGACGGUGCGAGCCAUCGAGGAAGCAUUUCCUCGUCACUACUCUCACGCCUUCUUCUCUGCGCUCACCCCUGGUUCUCACAUUGUGAAGCACCAGGGGCCCUCGAACCGAAUGCUUCGCGUUUGGUUACCUCUGUGUGGCUUUGACAAGUUCCGCCUGCGGGUGGGGGAGCAGAUUUUGGAGCCGAAGGAGGGGCAGGCCUUUGUUUGGGACCACUCCUAUGAACACGAGGCCUGGCAUGAAGGCAGCGAGACGCGUUUGGUGCUGAUCGUGGACAUUUGGCAUCCCGACCUCUCCGACGCCGAGGUGAAGUUCCUUCGAACACUGCAGAGUUGUCGGCUUCGUGCUGGCAAGGCAUUGGCUGAAUUGGAGCCUUGGUGGAAAUGGGAGGCUUAG
Messenger RNA from Durusdinium trenchii, 1083 nucleotides. NCBI's taxonomy places the organism in Eukaryota, Dinophyceae, Suessiales, Symbiodiniaceae. The record is from the annotation of a GenBank genome assembly.